Messenger RNA from Thlaspi arvense, 384 nucleotides. Lineage: Eukaryota; Viridiplantae; Streptophyta; Magnoliopsida; Brassicales; Brassicaceae. The record is from the annotation of a GenBank genome assembly.
AUGGCUGAGAGAUUGCAAAUACCCAAGAGAACAGGAAGAUUCUCCGUUUGUCCAAAACGUAUCCUACCACCUCCAGCUCCAAGAAGGAGUUCUCUUGCCCUAAUGCCAUUCUUCCCAUUCACAUCAACUUUGCCGAUGAGGCCAGCACGCCAAGCUAUUACAAACUCGCCUGAUCAAAAGAGCAGCGCUAACCAAGUGCUCUGCGUCAGUCCGAAGUUGCACAGAAGCAACGGGAAGACGCUGAGCAGCAUACUGAGACAAAGCAUGCAGAAGAGAAUGCAAACGAAUUCUUCCUCGAGACAGCAACCGUUGAGAAGAGGUGGCAUUAAUGUCGGGAUGGAGAAAGUUAGGUUGUCUAUAGGAAGCAGAGUAAGGUUAGCUUAG